Amyelois transitella is the source of this 3116-nucleotide messenger RNA. RefSeq names its product protein arginine N-methyltransferase 1 (gene Art3). Gene Ontology annotation, molecular function: protein-arginine N-methyltransferase activity. Gene Ontology annotation, cellular component: nucleus. The transcript has a single exon. Lineage: Eukaryota; Metazoa; Arthropoda; Insecta; Lepidoptera; Pyralidae. Bases 125 to 1711 code for a protein of 528 amino acids. Gene Ontology annotation, biological process: peptidyl-arginine methylation. The record is from RefSeq and is a predicted model, not a curated record.
AUUCACUUCACAUGUUGUUCAGUUCACAAUCUCACAUGUUUUUGAUUUAAAUUUGUUUUAAUCUCACCGUUUCCGUUAAAUAAACAUUUUUAGGACACCAUCAUUUUUUAGAAUCUAAGUAAUCAUGUCGGAUGAGCUGGACCUAAGCAGUGAUGAAGAAACUUUUGAAGAAGACGACUGGCAGGAGAUGGAAACAAGUAAUACCAUGGUAAAAUGUUUAUUUUGUUGCGACCUUUUUCCGAGUGUCGAGGAAGGAAUAAAGCAUUGCGAGACAGGACACAACUUUAAUUUGAAUACUUUGAAAUCGAAGUUCAACAUGGAUUGUUAUUCAUACAUUAAACUGAUCAAUUACAUCAAAACACAUAACCCCAAUCCAGAGGACAUUAUGAAUACACCUAAACCUCUUUGGGACAGUGAAAGGUACAUGAAGCCAGUUGACGACGAGGUAGAUGACUGGUUAAUGUUUGAUUUUGAUACUGUUGUUUGUAAUCCUAGUUCGCCAUUGACAUAUCAUGCCAAUGUUGAGAAUGGCUUGGUCACCCUCACACAAGCUCACUUCAGCGAGCUUCAAAGAACAAUUCGAAAUUUAUCAGAGCAGCUAAAUGAAAGUAAUAUAUAUCUUGAAAUGGCUAAGGAUGAUAUAAACAAAAUGCAAGAGUCAAUGAAAGGCCUUGCUGAUGUCGGUCAGACAAGCACCAACGCUAAUGGAAAUAAUAAUGGUAAUGGCAACGCUUAUACCAUCAACUGUGUCUCCAAAGUACCUCUAGAAGAUGAUGAAGGUUACUUCAAUACUUAUGCACACUUUGGUAUCCACUAUGAUAUGCUCUCGGACAAAGUUCGCACAGAAAGUUAUAGGGAUGCAAUUUUGAAUAACAAAGAAACAUUUAAUGAUAAAGUAGUAUUAGACCUUGGUUGUGGAACUGGCAUCCUUUCGAUGUUUUGUGCUACCGCUGGAGCAAAGAAAGUUUACGCACUGGAUCAGUCUGAAGUUAUUUAUCAUGCAAUGGAUAUCAUAAGGGAAAACAAUCUGCAGCAUGUAAUAAAAACAAUAAAAGGAAGGCUAGAAAAUACAAAACUUGAAGAGAAAGUUGACAUUAUUGUGUCUGAAUGGAUGGGUUACUUUUUAUUGUUUGAAGGAAUGUUAGACAGUGUUAUUUAUGCUAGAGAUAAUCAUUUGAAACCUGGAGGAUUAUUGCUACCAAAUAAAUGUAAUAUAAGUUUAGUAGCAAAUGGAGAUACAGACACUCACAAGAAAUUAAUAGAUUAUUGGUCAGAUGUAUAUGGAUACAAAAUGAACUGUAUGAAGUCUGAAGUAGUACGGGAAGCGAGUGUAGACAUUGUGGGGUCCAAACAUAUAAUUUCAGAACCUUGUAUUGUUAAAGAAAUUGACAUAAACACAUGUAAUACAGAUGUGAUGGAUUUUACAUCUUAUUUUGAACUACCGAUAACGAGAGACGGUACUCUAACAUCUUUGGUUGGGUAUUUUGAUACAUUCUUUGAUUUACCUAAUAGAGUAUCGUUCUCAACUGGGCCUGAGACCACCCCAACUCAUUGGAAGCAAACUGUAUUUUAUUUCAAGGACUGUAAGGAUGUAAAACAGGGUGAUGUUAUCAAAGGGGUGAUUAUAUGCAAUAGACAAAAAACUGACGUCAGGGCUCUGGCCGUGCAAAUAAAUGUUUUAGGCAAGAAUCACAAGUAUAUAUUAAGUUAGUUACUAUAAGGUUAAAGUUUAAUAAUGAUUAUAUGUAUUUUUUUUUAUUGUGCCUCUAUAGAUCUGUUUUAAGCUUAUUGGAUAUAUGCUAUGUUUCCUGUGUUAUAUUGAAUGUUACUAGUUGAUUUCUAAGGUCUUAAAAAUAAUAAAAUGCGCCUUUAACCCACUAAACAACCCUAUUUAAAAGCUAAAAUACAGUGGGGCACAUAGAAAGCUUACUUUUACAUCUAAUGGUUCCUAAUUUUUAUUUAGGUAGACCUUGUCUCUCAUGGCACACGUAUGUGGCUAGCAUUGCACGCGCGACGUCUAUUUUAUCGCGCGAUGAACUAUUGUGAUUUCGCUUUUUAUUAUGACGUGAAACGAGAUAGCGGUAGUUUUUAGUGCGAUACGAUACGAUACAUCGUCCCGCAUGCCAUGAUAGCUCUGCAGGAAUUAGAUAUUUUAUAUUUUUAUGCUCAUCACUGUUGUAAAUUUUUUGGGUAUAUUAUUUACCUAUAUUAUAUGUUAUGAAAAUAUUACUCUGAACAGUUGUGUUGCAUGACAAAAUCCUUGCUAUUGAUGUAUUUCCAGUUGCCCCAUGAAGGUUUUGAAUAUCUAAAUUGUGUCAUCUUUUUAUUUGCCUAAAUAAAAGAAAUGAACAGUCAGCUUAAUAUUAAGAAUGUUUAUUUGCCAGUUGCACUGGUGGACACUGGUAAUUUCCAUAUAAACUCUGGUGGCAACUUGAAAUUAUUCAAUUUAGCCUGGAAAGAAGGACAGGACAGGGACAGGUUUUUACCCUCUUAACUAAUGUCUGUGUGGAGUCAAAAUCUUUGUGUGAAUAUCUAGUCAGAUUUCCCUGACUGAAAUUCCGCCCAUGAGCAUACUAUGAAAAUUACUUUCGAAGCUAAAUUGAAUUUUUGACUCCAAUAACUUCGAUAACACAGGAAAACGUAAAUACUUAUGCGAAAUUUAAUCAAGGCCACCUUUUGUGUAUAAUCAGUUUCAAUAAAGAAACGAUUCUAAAAUGUUAGUCAAAAUCAUGACCUCACUAUUGUCGUCUAUACUCACACACGGCGGUACUGCGUGCAAAAAACAACAGCUGUUGAUAUAAUUGUAAAAAUUUUGUUUCGCGUGGUGAUUAUGUCCGUACAAUGUUUUUUUCUUUUUUAACAAAUACUUAUUCUAGCCUAAUAUUGUUUACCCAAGUAGGUUUAUUCAAUAUACAGAAAUUAAUUAUUUAAUGUGUAUAGAAAAGAAGAAAAUAUUUUUACUCAACAAACACUUUGCUAACCCUACGAUCUGUCGCUGCAACUACAUGACGCCAUUUUAGAUUCAUUCCUUUAUUGAAACGAAAUAUAGGUAUAUCCCCAAUUUAAAAAUAUUUUUUUAUGUUACCAUCAAUUCUUUAAUAAAAGGCAUGUUCUAC